Leptopilina boulardi is the source of this 2622-nucleotide messenger RNA. Its product is annotated as peptide transporter family 1. The transcript has 9 exons. Lineage: Eukaryota; Metazoa; Arthropoda; Insecta; Hymenoptera; Figitidae. The record is from RefSeq and is a predicted model, not a curated record. Gene Ontology annotation, cellular component: membrane. Gene Ontology annotation, molecular function: dipeptide transmembrane transporter activity. Gene Ontology annotation, biological process: oligopeptide transport; transmembrane transport. The coding region runs from base 336 to 2447 and encodes 703 amino acids.
UUUAUGUUACAGACUUCUUCACGCUCAGCGACUUUCACAUCAUUUUCAAUGCUUACAAUACAGUGUAACAGUAGCAGUUGAACGGAACAGUGUCAUAUAUAAAUGUCUUAAACGACGUAACGCAUUUAUACACAUGUCAUAACACAAUUUUUAUAAACAAAAUGUAUUAUUAUUACAGUUGAACGUUUUCACUUUUUUAGUUUUUUUUUUUUUUUUUAAAUUAUUCAAUUUGUAGAAUAGUUUUUAAUAUUUUUUUUUUUUUCUUUGAGGACAUUUUGUGAUAUAUGUGAUAUAAAUUUUAAAAAGUUUUGUUAUUGUUAUUAUUAAUAUUUACAAUGGAGGAAAAAAUGGGUGAUACGCAAAAGAAGUUGAAGUAUCCAAAGUCAGUGUUCUUCAUCAUCAGCAAUGAAUUCUGUGAAAGAUUCGCUUUUUAUGGAAUGCGAACGAUAUUGUCAAUGUACUUUUUUAAUAUAUUACUGUACACUAAAAAUACAUCGACAGUUAUUUUUCACGUUUUCACAAUGUUGGCAUAUUUAAUGCCAUUAUUUGGAGCAAUGUUGGCCGAUUCACUUCUUGGAAAGUUUAAAACUAUUUUUUAUAUCAGUAUUAUUUAUACUAUUGGACAAUUUUUAUUGUCAGCAAGCGCAACACCUUGGCUUGAUUUUGCACCACGAGAAUUUGGAAUACUUGGCCUUGUGUUAGUGGCAAUAGGAACAGGUGGGAUAAAACCAUGUGUAUCUGCUUUUGGAGGCGAUCAAUUUGUCCUACCUCAACAGGAAGCAUCUUUGAUAAAAUUUUUUUCACUUUUUUAUUUUGCUAUAAAUUCUGGUUCUUUGAUUUCAACUUUCAUCACUCCAAUCUUCAGAGAGGACAUUCCAUGUUUUGGUCAGAAAACCUGUUACUCACUCGCCUUUUUCGUACCAGCUGUUUUAAUGGCUCUAUCAUUAGUGAUUUUUGUUCUUGGCAAACCUCUCUAUAGAAUGAAAAAACCCGAAGGCAAUGUCGUGUUGAAUGUGUGUAAAUGCAUAGGGCACGCCCUUGGAAGAAAAUGGAAAUCAUCGAGUCAUCAUAGAAGAGAUCAUUGGUUGGAUUAUGCCGACGAUAAAUACACGAAAAAAAUGAUUGAAGAUGUAAAAUCGGCAUUAAAAGUUUUAAAACUUUUUUUGCCAUUACCCAUUUUUUGGGCACUUUUCGAUCAACAAGGAUCAAGAUGGACAUUUCAGGCUAACAAUAUGAAAGGUGAAAUUGGAAGUUUUGAAUUGAAACCUGAUCAAAUGCAAGUGGUUAAUCCACUUUUAAUUUUAAUCUUCAUUCCACUCUUCAAUAGUUAUUUAUAUCCAAUUUUUAAAAAAUUACACAUUUUCGACACGCCACUCAAAAAAUUAACUUUGGGUGGCAUAUUGGCAGCGUGUGCCUUUAUUCUGUCAGCGGUUGUGGAAUUUCAAGUCGAGAAAGGGUAUCCAGUUCAACCCACUGCCGGUAAAGCUCAAUUAAGAAUAUUCAAUACUUUGAAUUGUUCUAUACCAAUGACAGUACGAGACGAGAGUUUUGAACUCAAGGCACUUGAUUUUUGGGAACAUAAAGAUAUAUUGGCAAAUGAUUAUGCGAAUGUUACUUUUAAAGCUGAUUUUGCAUUUUGUCAUAAGGAAAAAUAUUCCAUUCCUUCUGGAGAAGUAAAAGGUGUUAUUCGAGCUGUUGAAAAUAAAGCAACAUCAUGGGUUAUCACAAAAAAUGGUUUAGAUUUUGCAUACAAUGAUUCAGUGACAAGAACUGAUAAAAGAGAUUUACGUAUUCGAGCAGUAAUAUGGUCUGAUUAUGAAAAAGGCAAAUUAAAAUUAAUUAAAAGUGAUGGAAUAAAUUUGACAUUUAAUAUUAGUGAAAAUUUUAAUGUCACUGAUUUAGAAAAUAUGUACAGUGGUGUAUAUGAUAUUUAUUGGAAUGAAAAAUUAGUGAAAGAAUCAGUAAAAUUAAAACGAGGCGGUGUUUAUACAAUAACUGGUUAUUUAACUGAAAAAGUGAAAGAAUUGAAUAUUUUAAAAGUAACACAGGAAAAUUCAAUUCAUAUGUUAUGGUUAAUACCACAAUAUGUUGUAAUGACAAUGGGAGAAGUUUUAUUUUCUGUGACUGGUUUAGAAUUUGCUUUUACACAAGCGCCAAUAAGUAUGAAAUCAUUAUUGCAAGCUGCAUGGUUAUUAACAGUGGCAUUUGGAAAUCUCGUUGUGAUAAUUAUUGCCGAAACAUCACUAAUGAAGCAGUCGUAUGAAUUUUUACUAUUUGCCGCUUUGAUGUUUUUGGAUAUGUUAAUUUUUGCUGUGAUGGCGAUGUAUUACAAAUAUGUUGUGAUAACUGAUGAAUCUGAAGGUAAUGGUAAUGGUAUUCCCAUGAAUGGAAAACAUGGAUCAAUCAACGCGACAUUUGUGGAGGACAAUGAACCAGUGAAGCGAUAGUGCAAACAUUUUUUUUUUUCAUUACACGAUUCAUCAUUUAAAAAAGGAAUUUUAAAAAUUCCUUAACAAUUUUACGCUUUUGUAAAUACUUAUUUUUUUUGUUUUUACAUUUUUUACUUUACUUUCCUUAAGAAUAAUAUAGGGAAAAAAAUAUAUAUAUAUAUUGUACUCGUUA